AAAAAAGAAAAAGAAAAAACCCCGUUUCCCUCCCUACCCUUGUUUCUCUUUCCCUUUCCUCGGAGAUAUUUUUUUUGUCUUCUUUAUCUGAUGGGAAGCUGAAAGAUAAGACUAUCCCUCUUGAUUUUAAAAAUAAAUAAAUAAAUAAAAAAUUUAUUAUUAUUAUAAAAAAAGAAAAAGGGCCAAAAAAAUGGCUUCUAUGAAGCUGGGCUCUAAACCAGAGCUCUUCUCACGUGACGGUCAGACAUGGAUUUGUACAACAGGGCUUCAAAGUGAUGUUGUUGUUGAAGUUGGAGACAUGUCCUUCCGUCUCCACAAGUUUCCGUUGCUUUCCAGGAGUCAAAUAUUGGAAAAAAUGAUCAGAGAUAUUUGUGGUAAGGAUGGAACGAGCUGUGUUUUGCAGCUUCAUGACAUUCCUGGUGGCAUCAGAUCUUUCGAACUUGUAGUGAAAUUCUGUUAUGGUGUUAAAUUAGAAGUCACAGCUCUGAACGUGGUCAGCCUUCGGUGCGCUGCUGAGCACCUUCAGAUGACAGAAGACUAUGGAGAGGGAAAUCUUAUCUCACAGACCGAGAAUUUUCUCGUUGAAGUUCUCCAAAGCUGGAAAGACACGAUAAAGGCUCUCGAAACCUGCGAGGACCUUCUUCCGCAUGCAGAAGAGCUCCACGUUGUCUCGAGGUGCAUCGAAUCAUUGGCAAUGAAAGUGUGUGCAGACCCCUACUUGUUUGAUAGGUCCACGUCUGGACUCAGUUCUAUGCGAAACUCUAACGGCGGCAUUUUGUGGAAUGGAAUAAGUACAGGAGCUAAGCCGAGAUCUGUGAGUGAGGAUUGGUGGUACAAGGAUGUGUCUUUUCUAAGUUUAAAUAUGUAUAAGCGGCUAAUUUUGGCUAUGGAAUCAAGAUGCAUGAAGCCAGAGAUGAUCGUGGGGUCUCUUGUCUUCAACACAAAACGCUAUCUACCGGGUCUGAGUCGGCAUUCAAGCUUUCGCAAAAAUACUGGCCAAGGCGUGCAUGUUGCAUCUGUUUCAGUGGCUUCUGUAACUGAGCAAAGAGCCCUUAUCGAAGUGAUUGUGGAUUUGUUACCCAAGAAGAAGGGUGUUGCGUCGACCAAGUUCUUGCUUGGAUUGCUUCGGACUGCAAUGAUUUUACACAUGAAUCCGUCGUGUAGAGAGAACUUGGAGAAAAGGGUAGCAGAGCAGUUGGAUAAAGCUGCAUUGGAAGAUAUUCUUAUACCAAAUUUGGGUUACUCAGUUGAGACCCUUUAUGAUAUAGAUUGCGUCCAACGGAUCCUUGACCACUUCAUGUCGGCGGACCAAUCUGCAGUUGGAUCUUCCCCUUGCAUUGUUGACGAGGGGCCGUUGAUAGAAUCCCCUUCGCUGACGCCAAUGACAUCGGUAGCUCAGCUCAUGGAUGGUUACCUUGCGGAAGUUGCGCCGGAUAUAAACUUGAAGUUUCAAAAAUUUCAGUCACUGGCAGCCAUGGUCCCUGAUUAUGCCAGACCACUGGAUGAUGGCAUCUACCGUGCCAUUGAUAUAUACCUGAAAGCACACCCAUGGCUAACGGAUUCUGAGAAAGAGCAGCUCUGCCAGCUCAUGAACUGCGAAAAGCUCUCGUUAGAAGCCUGCACCCAUGCAGCGCAGAAUGAGAGGCUACCUCUCCGUGUGAUUGUUCAGGUCCUCUUCUUUGAGCAGUUGCGGUUGCGGACUUCAAUUGCCAGUUGGUUCUUUGUCUCUGAUAACAUCGACGACUCACAAGCCCCACAUGGGAACCUUGUGCUCUCCAAGGAUGAUGAUCCCGCUCCAGUGGAACCCACGAAGGAAAACCUCUCAGUUGGCAUCGAUAAUAUGAAAUUGCGGGUCUCGGACCUUGAGGAGGAGUGCUUGAGCAUGAGACAAGAGAUUGAGAAGUUGGGGAAGAAGAAUUCUUGGAACAUCUUCUCUAGAAAAUGUGGACUGAAACAGAAGUCCCGCUGCAAUGCCAAGGCGGCUGAUGACGGUCAGAAUCACAAAAAGCAGUGAGUGAUGUGUACUUACAUUGCACGCAUGCAUGUGCAUAUGAAAUCAUAUUAGCUGACAUGGAUGAUGCAUGCAUGUGUUUCUUGGUUCAUUUUUCACUCUCUUUUGAGAGCUCUGGUCAUAAUUCUUUCUUUGUGGAUUAUUUGAUGAUUCUGAUCAUUCCAACCAUGCUUUGGAAACUGCUUGUAAAUUGUCAUACAAUCAUUUGCAGCUGAUUUCCCUCACAUGUAAAAUUUGAGAGCUGUGCUUCUGCUUCUUGCCAA
Messenger RNA from Magnolia sinica, 2274 nucleotides. RefSeq names its product BTB/POZ domain-containing protein At5g03250-like. The transcript has 4 exons. Gene Ontology annotation, molecular function: protein binding. The coding region runs from base 191 to 2014 and encodes 607 amino acids. The record is from RefSeq and is a predicted model, not a curated record. Lineage: Eukaryota; Viridiplantae; Streptophyta; Magnoliopsida; Magnoliales; Magnoliaceae.